Messenger RNA from Cryptomeria japonica (Japanese cedar), 1912 nucleotides. Its product is annotated as wax ester synthase/diacylglycerol acyltransferase 5. Gene Ontology annotation, biological process: triglyceride biosynthetic process. The record is from RefSeq and is a predicted model, not a curated record. Bases 54 to 1517 code for a protein of 487 amino acids. NCBI's taxonomy places the organism in Eukaryota, Viridiplantae, Streptophyta, Pinopsida, Cupressales, Cupressaceae. The transcript is spliced from 6 exons. Gene Ontology annotation, molecular function: long-chain-alcohol O-fatty-acyltransferase activity; diacylglycerol O-acyltransferase activity. Gene Ontology annotation, cellular component: plasma membrane.
UCCUCUCCCUUACCUAAAGAAGCAUUUAAGAAUCUAAGCAUCCUGCAGGAAACAUGAAGACAGCCAACAGUAUUUCACUGGUAGAAAGCAAACUUGCUUGUCCGGAAAAUACUCGUGACGAUGGUGAUGGUUUGGAAGAGGCCAAUAUACAGCUUAGCGAGAUCGUAGUGAGGAAAGCAGAUGAUGUAAAUCACAUGGUUAAUAUUUCCAAGCAUGAAGAACCCUUGAGUCCAGCGGCAUGCAUCGCCUCUAAUACAUUGGUAGAUAGUUACAUCUUAACAAUUGUGGGAUUCAAAAAAGAAAUCGACAUCAAUUCCUUGAAAAUUUCACUGCAAAAUAAUCUGGGAGAGCACCAAAGAUUCUCUAGCAUUGUGGUAAAGGACAAGCACAACAAUCUGAAGUGGUGUUUAAGAGAGGUGGUGAUAGAGGAACAUGUGAUUGUUCCUAGCCUAAGCCCCUCAAUUGCAGAAAAUCCCUACCUUGUGAAUGAAUAUACAAGCUCUUUGGUGACUGCUCCUCCUCUCAAUCCAUGCAAGCCUCUUUGGGAAGUUCAUGUAUUGAAUGUUCCAUCCGAGGAUGCAGCAGCCAGCCUUGUGUUCAGAAUCCAUCAUUCACUUGGAGAUUGUAUCUCUAUGGUAUCCCUAAUUCUCAAUUCCACAAGCAAAGCCAACAAUAAUUCUCAAGCCCCACCCACCAUUCCACAACGUACAACCGCUGACCAAAGACCCAAAGGUUUUCUGCAAAUUGUGUACAAUGUGCUUGUCAGGCUUUGGCUUACAUUCGUUUUUCUGCACGAGGUUGGGAUCACUCUGCUAUGGAAACAUGAUAGGAAUUUAUUGAUAGGAGGAAGGAGAGCUGAUGUUUGUUCAAAGCGUCUGGCUUACGUGACUCUCGGCAUGGAUGAUAUCUGCUUUGUUAAAAAAGCAGUGAAUGGGACAUUGAAUGAUGUCAUUAUGGGAGCGCUCUCUGCUGGACUCGUCCGCUAUAUGAGCAGACAACAAAAUGAUCAAGUUAAAAAUAUCUCGGUCCCACAAAGAGCGACAACACAUAAGAAUUCAAGACUGCGAGCAAUGGUGGCAGUAAAUAUGAGGCAGUUUCCCAUACUUAAGGAUCUGGAUAGGAACAUGAAAAGGCCAUCGAAAGCUAUGUGGGGUAACAAACUAGGUUUCUGGAUGUUUCCUUUUCCGAUGUCUCACUAUGGAGAUCCCCUUCAAUACUGUCGUGAUACAACAAUGAUGUCAAGGAAGAAGAAGUUAUCUUUCGAGGCCUCUGCCUCAUACGCCAUAAGCAAAUACAUGCCAACUAAGUUGGCGGCAUAUUUAUCCAAGAAAUUUACCACAAUACUUACAUUGGGCUUCUCCAAUGUAAUGGGGCCAGUGGAAGAGAUUCAAUACGGGGAUAACCCAGUUGCUCACAUUAUUCCUACGGCCCACGUUAACAAUUGUGUCAGUGUUCUUAUUCUAUGUUACAAUUUUUUUAAUUUAGAAAGUGUUGGAGGAAUUAUACACGACACUUAAAGGAGAUUGUUCCCAUCUUUCUGCACUCGAUAGUGAUACAUUUCAUAAGCUAUGGUGGAAAAGGGAAGCUGGUUGCAUUAGUCUCGGAAGACGUAGUUCCUGAUCCGCUUCAGCUUUGUCAGGAUUGCGCCGACGCUCUCCAACUCAUGAAACAAGCCGCACAUGGAACUUCAGUGCAUUCAUCUUGAAUGUUCACUUACCUCUGUUUUUUCCAUUUGCGAUACCUAUAUAAAUCUCUAGUGUUGCAAGGAGGAGUUUUGGUGAGGUUAUCAGCAAUUCAUCAGGAACAAAACUACAAUUCCACUUGCUCAUCUUAUCUUGAACCAAAUCACAAAUGAAAUGAUAUUAGAACUCUAUAUGUUUGGUUCUAACAUGAAAUAAAGGAUCUUUGGUCA